This is a messenger RNA of Trypanosoma rangeli, 384 nucleotides long. RefSeq lists its product as uncharacterized. Lineage: Eukaryota; Euglenozoa; Kinetoplastea; Trypanosomatida; Trypanosomatidae. The transcript has a single exon. The record is from RefSeq and is a predicted model, not a curated record. Bases 1 to 384 code for a protein of 127 amino acids.
AUGCUCCCUGGCGCCUUGAGUAAAAGUUUUUCCAAUAUGCACUGCAGGAUUGCUUCUCAUCGCUUCCUCCUCGUCUUCUUGCUCACGCGCCCUCCCACAGCUCGCGAUCAGGGGAUCAUUAAUGGAUUCCAUCUAUUCCAGUACUCCUCCAUCUCUGCCGUGGUCGUGUUCCGCUUCACCUCAAUUUAUGCUUCGCACAAGAGACCCAAAACGAUGCCUGCAAGAGGAAACAGAAAGCGCUGCUGCCAGGUACCAUGGAAUAAGAUCCAACGAGGUAGAACCAAAUUAGUUAUUCAAUGGGAGACCAACUUCCAAGGCACACUUCCGCACCGUGAUGUUUUGGCACACGACAACAUCGGAAAGCUUUUCAGCAAAGGCGUUUGA